UAAUCUUUAGGUUUCAUAGAUUUCAAUAAAUAGUAAAUACGUAUAUCUAUUAUUCAAAAAUUUUAUAUACAGAUAUUGUGUAAAAAGGGUUAGGAAUUGUAUUUUGCAUUUUUGCAACAUGCGUUCAGAUAAAGGACAUUUAGGUAAUUUUAUUCUUGACAAUGAAAAGAAUGAAGAAAGUGAUGAGAGUGAUGAUAGUAUACAAACAUCAUCAGAUGACAGCAGUUUGAGCAGUAGUGAUGAUGAAGAAUUUCCUGAUUCGAAUAAUGCUCAUACAAGUUGUAGCAUAGAACCAACUUUAUUAAAUACAAAUGAGGACGAAGAUGAAGUUGUAAAAGCAAUAAUUAGAUCAAAAAAUAUAAAUACAAAUCAUCCUCCCGCUAUUACAACAGAAGAUCAUGUGGUAGAUAUAUGUUUUCAUCCUAAUUCAAAUAUGAUCGCUGUAGCUAAUAUUGUUGGAGAUAUACAUUUAUACAAAUACAACAAUACAUCAACAGAGUUGAUGUCAACUUUAGAAUUGCAUCUGAAAGCAUGUCGUGACAUAGAAUUUAAUGACAGUGGUACAACUUUAUUUUCAACUGCUAAAGAUUUAUGUAUAAUGCUCACUGAUGUACAAACUGAAAAGUUAAUAAGACUUUAUGAAGAUGCACAUGAGGAACCAGUAUAUACAAUGACAGUAAUUGGAGAACAUAUGUUUGCAACUGGAGAUGAUAAUGGUAUAGUGAAAGUAUGGGAUCUUCGAGAUCCAAAAGAACUACCUAUAUUUACAUUAAAAAAGAUGGAAGAUUAUGUGAGUGCUAUAGUAACAAACAAAGAAGCAAAAUAUUUAGUUUGUGCAAGUGGAGAUGGAUGUCUUACAACAUUUAAUAUUCCAGGAAAGAAACUGCAUGUUCAAUCAGAAGAAUAUGAAGAGGAACUGAUAUGUCUUGGUUUAUUUAAAUCUGAAACAAAACUUUUGGUGGGUACAAGUAAAGGAAAACUGUAUGUAUAUAAUUGGGGAGAAUUUGGUCUACAUUCAGAUGAAUUUCCGAAUUUAACUAAAAAAGCUAUAAACUGCAUGAUUCCAAUUACUGAAAAUGUUGUGAUAACAGGUGGAGAAGAUGGAAUACUUAGGGCUAGCAGUUUGUUUCCUCAUAAUCAUCUUGGAAUAGUAGGACAACAUAAUCUUUCUAUUGAAGCACUUGAUGUUAACAGCGAUGGUACUUUAAUUGCAUCUUCUUCACAUGAUAACGAUAUCAAGUUUUGGAAUGUACAGUAUUUUGAAACUUUAGAUGUUAAUGAGCGUGUGAAAGGUGGGAAGCAGAAGCAAUUAAAACGUAAUCUUCCAAGUAGUAAAAUUGAUAAUGUAUCUAGCUUUUUUUCGGAUCUUCAAUAAAGAAGAUAAUAAAUUA
This is a messenger RNA of Frieseomelitta varia, 1391 nucleotides long. Its product is annotated as WD repeat-containing protein 55 homolog. Bases 119 to 1375 code for a protein of 418 amino acids. The record is from RefSeq and is a predicted model, not a curated record. The transcript is spliced from 8 exons. Gene Ontology annotation, molecular function: protein binding. Lineage: Eukaryota; Metazoa; Arthropoda; Insecta; Hymenoptera; Apidae.